This is a messenger RNA of Euleptes europaea (tarantolino), 1608 nucleotides long. RefSeq names its product myelin expression factor 2 (gene MYEF2). Gene Ontology annotation, molecular function: mRNA binding. Lineage: Eukaryota; Metazoa; Chordata; Lepidosauria; Squamata; Sphaerodactylidae. Gene Ontology annotation, cellular component: nucleus; cytoplasm; post-mRNA release spliceosomal complex. The coding region runs from base 144 to 1571 and encodes 475 amino acids. Gene Ontology annotation, biological process: regulation of mRNA stability involved in response to oxidative stress. The record is from RefSeq and is a predicted model, not a curated record. The transcript has 15 exons.
UCUUCAAAAUGUUUUACUACAAUUGCAUUUACUGACUGUUUUUUCCCCCCCUUUCUCCAUGUUGUCCAAUCUUCAUGUGGAUCUAGGGUUGUGGGGUGGUUGAAUUUAAAGAUGAAGAAUUUGUAAAGAAGGCACUGGAAACUAUGAAUAAAUAUGACCUUAAUGGCAGACCAUUGAACAUCAAAGAGGAUCCGGACGGUGAGCAUGCUCGUAGGGCACUGCAGCGGGGAAGCGGACAGUUCUCGGGAGGACACGGCCCCGAUGUAACGCCCGGCCUGAUGAACCUUCCACCUUCUAUUCUUAACAACCCAAACGUUCCUCCUGAGAUUAUCAGUAACCUGCAAGCUGGCCGGCUUGGGUCUACUAUUUUUGUAGCCAAUCUCGACUUCAAAGUUGGCUGGAAGAAACUGAAGGAGGUGUUCAGUAUUGCAGGAACCGUGAAGCGUGCAGACAUUAAAGAAGACAAAGACGGCAAGAGCCGAGGAAUGGGGACCGUGACUUUUGAGCAGCCGAUCGAAGCUGUUCAGGCAAUAUCUAUGUUCAAUGGGCAGUUUCUUUUUGAUAGACCAAUGCAUGUUAAAAUGGAUGACAAAUCAAUCCCUCAUGAUGAUUUCCGUGCGACAGACUCCAAAACGCCGCAGCUCCCCCGUGGCCUUGGAGGCAUCGGGAUGGGACUGGGACCUGGAGGGCAGCCCAUAAGCGCGACCCAGCUGAGCAUGGGUGGUGGAAUGGGAAGCGUGGCUCCAGGAGGAAUGGGAGUGGAUGGUCCGGGCUUUGGAGGAAUGAACAGAAUGGGUGGAGGUGUCGGUGGAUUCGGCGGCAUGAAAGCAAUGGCAAAUGUGGGAGGAUUCGGCGGAGUCAACCGGAUGGGAGGCAUGGGCAGCAUGGACGAUUUCAGAGGAAACCUUGGCAGCGGAAUGAGCGGUGGUCUCGGAACAGGCAUGGGGGGUAUGGCGGCAGGCAUGGGAGAAAUGUUCCGCGGUGGAAUGGGAGGGAGCAUCGAUCGUGACUUUGGACGAGGCGAUAUGGCAAUGAACCGCGGCUUUGGAGACUCAUUUGGAAGAAUGGGUGGUGCAAUGGUUGGUGGUUUUGCAGGAGGAUUGGGAGCUUCUAAUAUGGGCCCAGUAGGAACCGGAAUGAGUAGUGGGAUAAGCGGUAUGAAUAGUAUGACCGGAGGAAUGGGGAUGGGGAUGGGAAUGGAUCGCAUGAGCUCCACUUUCGACCGAAUGGGACCCGCCAUGGGAACUGGCCUAGACAGAAACAUCGACAUGGACCGAGGAUUUGUGCCCGGCCCGAUGGGGAGCGGCGCGAGGGACAGAGUCGGCUCCAAAGGCAACCAGAUAUUUGUCAGAAAUCUUCCUUUUGACUUGACCUGGCAGAAGCUUAAGGAAAAAUUCAGCCAGUGUGGUCAUGUAAUGUUUGCAGAAAUAAAAAUGGAAAACGGAAAAUCGAAAGGCUGUGGGACGGUCAGAUUUGACUCACCAGAAUCCGCCGAAAAGGCCUGUAGGAUAAUGAACGGCAUAAAAAUCAGCGGCAGAGAAAUUGAUGUACGCUUGGAUCGCAAUGCAUAAUUUAUAACCACAUGUUCAGGAACAUUCCUUUGUCUGU